CUUUGCGUCGUUCAGCUGUGUGAGCCAGCGGACCUACAUGAUGUGGAAGAACUAAUUAGAAGUAAGAGAGAGAGACGGAGAGAAAGAGAGCGACGAGGCAGAUACAUUAAACCAGUUGCAUCACAUGCAAGUCUGGAUUUCACUUCAGGGCUGAUACACCUUCUCCUCACUGAUGGAUCAUUAUAAAGCAAGCUGGCUGUUUUCCUGAGCUGAGAUUUAUUUGACUGGAGACGCUGGAGCAGCAGGAGUAGGAUGUUACUAGCGUCCGCUGUUGUGGUAUGGGAAUGGCUGAACGAGCACGGACGCUGGCGGCCCUACAGCCCGGCUGUCUGUCAUCACAUCGAGGCAGUCAUCCGGAGCGACCCGCGGUGUGGUAGUGUUGUCCUCGGUCAGGUGGACUCUCGCCUCUCGCCCUACAUCAUCGAUCUGCAUUCCAUGCACCAGUUCCGACAAGACACAGGUACCCUUCGACCGGUACGGCGUAGCUUCUACGACCCCACUUCAGCACCAGGCCAGGGCUGGUUGUGGGAGUGGGAGAACGACGCUGGCAGUUGGACGGCAUACGACACGGACGUGGGCAUUGCCAUCCAGGCAGCACGGGAUCGUCAGCAGCCCUGGCUGGACCUGGCGCCGCUGGGUUUCUGCUACCUCAUUGACUUCGAAAGCAUGACCCAAAUCAACGGGCAGACACAACGCUGCCGGCGCAUCCAGCGCCGAUCUGACCUGGCGUACCCGCUGGUGUCCGGGCCCUUGCCUAAGUCCCACCAUGCCUGGGGGCCCGCGUCAGUGCCCAGCAAUGCAGGACUGCUUGGUGUGGAUGUGUCUGGAGUGGGCAUGGGGCUCAGGAUGAGCAACAGUGGGACUGGAAAUGGAAGUGCAUACCCCAGUGGAGCGCUACCUGCUUCAGCCAUCACCUCUCUGGGACAGCCAUGCGCCUGUCAGCAGUGUAUGUUGGUGCUGAGUGUCAAAGCGGGCACCAUGUCAACUGCUCACACCCUAGGUCGAAGACCGCCACAGACCAAACCACCAAGUCCCAAAAUCAGCAGUCACCCUGCUCCUGGAGGCUCGUAUUCACUGACUCUCCCUCGGCCGCCUUCCCUGUCACGAUCACUGUCCCCAAACAGGACGUCUAUAGUUGGGGCAACAGGUGGCUAUAGUGUCAGUGGGAUGGGUGGUGCAGGAGGUGUGAGCAUCGUUGGUGGCAGUGGCGUUAGCAGUGCCAGCUUUGGCUUUGGUGGCGGCUUCACUCACUCUCUGUCCCUCCUCGGCUCAGCUACUGCAGCCCUCUCCAUCUCCUCCACCCGCCCCCCUCCUCCACCUCUCCCCCCACCACCGCCGCCUCCAGCACCGCUCACGUCAUCCUCAUCGGUCGCCACCUCUCCCCCUCACCCCUCCAACUCCUCAUCAGCCCCCCUCUCUGUUUCCUGUUCGGCCUCUGCAGUGUGCCCUCCGGGCCCGCCUCUCAUCUCCACAGUGGCCUCCACCUGCACGCCCUCGCCUUCGGCCCGUGUCCUGGGUCCAGUGUCUUCGUCCGGUGCAGCUGCCUGCGCGGCGCCUCUGCCACCUCGGUCCAGCCUGGCUGGGCUGAGUCGGCCUGCACUGCAGCGCAUUGCCAUGGCUCAGUCACGUGCUCUUAUUGCCUCUGGUGUGCCAACAGUUCCAGUGAAGAACCUGAAUGGAUCCAGCCCUGUGCAUCCUGCACUGGCAGGUAUUACAGGCAUCCUGAUGAGCGCAGCAGGACUCCCUGUGUGCCUGACCCGUCCGCCCAAGCUGGUGCUUCACCCGCCACCGGUCAGUAAGAGCGACAUCAAGCCCGUGCCCGGUCUGGGCCACUGCUGCCGUAAGACAACCAAGAAACAGGCCAGAAAAGGCAAGACCCCAGAGGAAGUGGUGAAGCGUUACCUGCAGAAAGUCCGUAAUCCCCCAGAAGAGGACUGCACCAUCUGUAUGGAGGCCCUGGCAGGACCGUCGGGCUACAAGGGUCCAGGCGUGGGCGGCAUCUCCCGUGCUGAGUCGGUGGGCCGCCUGGCACAGUGUGGCCACCAGUACCACCUCCAGUGCCUCGUUGCCAUGUACAACAACGGCAACAAGGACGGCAGCCUUCAGUGUCCCACCUGCAAGACCAUUUAUGGAGUCAAGACCGGCAACCAGCCCCCAGGCAAGAUGGAGUAUCAUGUCAUCCCGCACUCGCUGCCCGGCCACCCUGACUGCAAAACCAUCCGCAUCAUUUACAACAUCCCUCCUGGCAUCCAGGGGCCAGAGCACCCAAAUCCAGGCAAACCCUUCACCGCCCGUGGUUUCCCCAGACACUGCUACCUCCCUGAUAGCGAAAAGGGACGCAAGGUUCUGAGGCUGCUUCUGGUAGCGUGGGACCGCCGGCUCAUUUUCUCUGUAGGCACGUCCAGCACCACCGGCGAGUCCGACACAGUCAUCUGGAACGAGGUGCACCACAAGACAGAGUUUGGCUCAAACCUGACUGGCCAUGGGUAUCCUGACCCUGGACACUUGGACAAUGUCCUGGAGGAGCUCAAGGCUCAGGGCAUCACAGAGGAGGAGUGUCUACCCAGAGACUGAACCCAAUUCAAGACACUUAGGACAUGAGAAACCACACUGGAGUCUGUAAACACACAAUGCUGGAAAGAAACCUGGAGGUGGGAAAGGCCAUUAUUUUCAAGAUCUGACUUAACAGACAGAGAGAAACUUUUACCACCAGAGAAGGAAAAAUGGCUGAAGAAAAACAAAACUCUUCAUGGCACCUUUACAGAAAUAGUAUCAACAGGAUCCUGUGACUGCAUGAGUCAGUUUUCAAAACAGGGGGAAUCUUUUUUUUUUUUCCUUUUCACAGUAACGGUGUCAAGAUCACAGAUGUUCUUCUGUGAGACUUUUGAGGCCACUGUGCACGUUUGAGUCAACGUUAGAUGAAUAAACAACUGUCAUUUCUA
Solea senegalensis (Senegalese sole) is the source of this 2942-nucleotide messenger RNA. It is a transcript of the gene dtx4a, whose product is annotated as deltex 4, E3 ubiquitin ligase a. Gene Ontology annotation, biological process: protein ubiquitination; Notch signaling pathway. Gene Ontology annotation, cellular component: nucleoplasm. The record is from RefSeq and is a predicted model, not a curated record. Bases 253 to 2574 code for a protein of 773 amino acids. Gene Ontology annotation, molecular function: ubiquitin protein ligase activity; zinc ion binding. Lineage: Eukaryota; Metazoa; Chordata; Actinopteri; Pleuronectiformes; Soleidae. The transcript is spliced from 9 exons.